Dacryopinax primogenitus is the source of this 1131-nucleotide messenger RNA. RefSeq lists its product as uncharacterized. Gene Ontology annotation, cellular component: Golgi apparatus. The transcript has 6 exons. Lineage: Eukaryota; Fungi; Basidiomycota; Dacrymycetes; Dacrymycetales; Dacrymycetaceae. The coding region runs from base 1 to 1131 and encodes 376 amino acids. The record is from RefSeq and is a predicted model, not a curated record.
AUGCGAAAAACAUCGAAGACAUCAUCUAUUGACGUUUCAGAUAUCAUCGAUUCAUACGAUGACUAUGGAUCAGCUGAGAGCCAAGAUCGAAAGGCACCCAUCGUUGACAGUGCUUCGCCUCCUAGCCGUUCGGUUUGGCGAUCUUUCAUACCUUCUUCUCUUUCCUGUCGUUUGUAUCUCCUUGUUGCGCUUCUGGAGGCUUUCGUCGACGUUGCCAUCGAAGUUGAGCUUUUUUUACGUGUUCGAAGCGCUUCCAACAACAGCGGCCAACCCGAUGUCGACUACGGCCGAUUGCCGAUCUACAUAUUCCUUUUUGGUUUGGCCCAUGGGUAUCAGUUCAUCCUCGCGGUGGAUGCCGUACGCAGCAGGAACAUGCUUCAGAUCGUGUUCUUGGCCAUCUUUAACGGGGUUUUCAUUGCCUACGCGGUUCUCCAAAUUUCGGAGGUCCAAGGCGCGCUUCCAGCCGGCACUCCUGGCAUCAUAUCCAUCCCUAUUAACGUGGUGCUCAUCCUUCCACCGAUCGUUAUUUCUGUCGCUGAAGUAGCCUAUCUGUUGCUAUCAUGGAAGAUACACACAGAAUUCGGUUGGCAGAAUUACAAGCUCCUUGGGGCCGAUCGGCGGAUCAAGAAAAUGUUCUUGCACUAUCAGGUAUUCGAGUGUCUGCUGAAGUUCGACGUAUAUUUCUGGAUCGCGUUCUCCGUUCAAUUUAUCUUCUUGUCUCUUGAUCACACCAGCAUUGAAUACCCCCUCACUAUAGCCGCUCUUCCGGUGUCGCUGCUCCUUCUGCUGGAAGGACACCUGGGUGCUCGUUUCGAGAACAAAUGGUUAAUGACAUCAUCCAUGGUCGGAACUCUCGCGGCUUGUGUUUACUUUGCGUACAAGCUUGUCCGCAUACUCAUGGAGAGGACCGAUACCUCGUUCAUGUAUGUAUGGAAGUCGCUGGUUGGAUUUUCGAGUGCCUGUAUCGGACUCAUCAUCCUGACAUUUAUUAUGGCUUGCAUCGUAUUUUUCAAUUUCGGGAAGGGCCUCAAACAACAUCUCAGCAAAACUAAGCGAACCUUGAACUCUACCCCUGCCGGUGUCAAUGGAAAUUCUGCGUUCCGGAACCCAAAUCGUAUGAGUCUUGAGUGA